Molecule: messenger RNA, 683 nt
Organism: Dentiscutata erythropus
Lineage: Eukaryota; Fungi; Glomeromycota; Glomeromycetes; Diversisporales; Gigasporaceae
Source: the annotation of a GenBank genome assembly
AUAUGAAAUUUGACAUAUGGAAACUCGCUGAAUCUCACCUUGUAGAAUAUGGAAAACAAGAAGGAUUUUGUCUUCGUAAACGACGCCGCGUUCCUGAUCUAGUUGACAAUAGUAUAACCCGUCGCCGUACUUUUGAGUACUCUCAUGCAUGUACACAUGAAGCUAAAAAGACCAUUUUAACAGAGAAUAGAAGAGAUAGGGAAUCGGGGAUGAUUGAUUGUUCUUGGCACAUUAAUUUAUCAUUCCCUAAAACAGAAUAUAGAAUUAAAAUAAACACAAUUGUAGGUAAACACAACCAUCCAAUGAACCCUCUUAUUGUGGAAACAGCUCCAAGGUUUCAUUGUUUAACUGAUGAAAUGUGUGAAAAAAUUAAAUUCUGGACUGUUCAAGAAAGAUUAGGAAUGGCAAUACAGUAUAAUCUACUUUCCACAUUGUUUCCUGAUAAAAAGAUUAAUAAAAAAGAUCUAAGUAACACUAUACAAAAGUAUAAGAAACAGUUAAAGCCUCAAAAAAAUGAUGCAUGUCAAACUUUAGCUGAUUUACAAUUUGAAACUAAGUGGGCUAAGCUUAUUGAAGAAUAUCCUGUCUGUAAACAAUAUUUGACAUGUACUUUGUAUUCAUGCAAGGAAAGUUGGGCUAGCUUUGCAGGUAUUUUGCAAACUAUAUAUAUAGCAAUCGCAUAA